This is a messenger RNA of Carcharodon carcharias (great white shark), 1484 nucleotides long. Its product is annotated as fructose-1,6-bisphosphatase 1-like. The record is from RefSeq and is a predicted model, not a curated record. Gene Ontology annotation, molecular function: fructose 1,6-bisphosphate 1-phosphatase activity. The transcript has 7 exons. Lineage: Eukaryota; Metazoa; Chordata; Chondrichthyes; Lamniformes; Lamnidae. Gene Ontology annotation, biological process: gluconeogenesis; fructose 1,6-bisphosphate metabolic process; fructose metabolic process. Bases 153 to 998 code for a protein of 281 amino acids. Gene Ontology annotation, cellular component: cytoplasm; cytosol.
AGGAUUGGUUAAAAAUACUGACAUGAAAGGUGCCUCCCUCCAGAUGGUGUGGCUUUUUAAGUUGCUUCCUUCAACUCCGUGAUUCUCUUUCUUUCCCUGUCUCACUGUGUAUUUCUUAGUUGAAGGGUUUAAGCGAGUAGCUGGGAAGCAGCAUGUCAGACCGCGCUACUUUCGAUACCAACCUUGUCACGGUGACCCGCUUCAUGCUAGAGGAGGGAAGAAAGGCGAAAGGCACCGGAGAAUUGAAUCAACUUCUCAGCGCUAUUUACACCGCUGUCAAAGCCAUCUCAUCGGCCGUCAGGAAGGCUGGUAUCGCGAACCUUUACGGGCUUUCUGGAAGCAGAGUCAACGUGACGGGGGAUGAGGUGAAGAAGCUCGAUGUACUUGCCAAUGAGAUGGUAGUCAACAUGUUAAAAUCCUCCUUCAGUACAUGUGUCCUUGUGUCUGAAGAAGAAAAUAAUGCCAUCAUUGUGGAUGCCAACCAACAGGGGAAAUAUAUUGUCUGCUUUGAUCCACUUGAUGGCUCUUCCAAUAUUGACUGUCUUGUUUCCAUAGGAACAAUUUUUGCCAUUUAUAAAAAGAAAUCUGAUGGCCAGCCAAGUGAAAAAGAUGCUUUGCAGUCAGGCCGUGACAUCGUAGCAGCUGGCUAUGCUUUGUAUGGCAGUGCCACCAUGCUGGUAUUAUCCUCAGGAAAUGGAGUGAACUGCUUCAUGCUGGAUCCAGCCAUCGGGGAAUUUGUAUUGGUGAACCAGAAUGUAACCAUGAAGAAGAAGGGGAAUAUUUACAGCAUUAAUGAAGGCUAUGCAAAGUAUUUUGAUUCUGCAGUCACAGAGUUUCUAAAGAAGAAGAAAUAUCCUGAGGAUGGCAGCUCUCCCUACGGUGCAAGAUAUAUUGGGUCUAUGGUUGCAGAUGUGCACAGGACUCUGAUGUAUGGAGGAAUCUUCCUGUACCCAGCGAAUUCAAAAAGUCCCAAAGGAAAGAGUUCACUUUCCUUAUGAUGUAGUGAGGAACUAGCGAGGGUCAGUCUUCUCCUUUUCUGGGCUCUGCUGUAUUAACUGAUCUAAGAUCUGGCAGUGAUGAGACACAGGGCGAGGGAGGAGACAAAUCAGCUGGAGAUUUUGGAUCACCACUCAACAGUGACCUCUAUUGGAAAUAAGUUUGUAUGCUCACUGUGUGAUCACCAAUGCCUUCUGUGUUCAUUGAUGGAAAAGUAGUUGCUCGGAUGGGAUUCCUGAUGACGCAAGGAGAAUAAACUGAGCAACCAUAUAUUAGAAGCUUUUACAUGUCAAACUAACCUUCUGAGUGUUCUCUUUAUAGCUUCGACUUUUGUAUGAAUGCAAUCCCAUGGCAUACAUUAUAGAACAAGCAGGAGGCAUGGCCACAACAGGUACGGAGGCAGUGCUGGAUAUUAAACCGGAAUCCAUUCACCAGCGGGCACCAAUUGUAAUGGGAUCCACAGAUGAUGUUCAAGAAUACCUUGACGU